Suillus discolor is the source of this 915-nucleotide messenger RNA. RefSeq lists its product as uncharacterized. The coding region runs from base 1 to 915 and encodes 304 amino acids. The record is from RefSeq and is a predicted model, not a curated record. Lineage: Eukaryota; Fungi; Basidiomycota; Agaricomycetes; Boletales; Suillaceae. Gene Ontology annotation, cellular component: cytoskeleton. The transcript is spliced from 6 exons.
AUGGACGGAAAACUUGAAAUGGACAUCAUCUACCACAGCGAAACCUUCUUCACCACUGUCCUCACCAAUCCUCACGAAGAGAAAGACAAACGUCUAGCCUCAGAUACUAACGAUGACACCUCACCAUCGCGAUCGCGGGCCAAAUCAUCCUCUUAUGUACCACACCGAUCCCCCAUCCCACAAAGUCUCAAUGAUGCUGUGGAGAUGCUAUCGUUGUAUGAGUCACAGGCUACUUCUGACACUGGUCACGGGCUACCACCGUCAUCCCCAUCGACCAUAGAUAAACCACGGCUGAGCAUAAGCCAUCCUCCCAAAGACCUGACACGUCCAGAGGUAACCAAGAACAUGAGCGCUGCAAAGAGCCCCACAGGAGGAAGACCAAUUACGAUAUUAGGAAGCCUAUUCACCUUGCUCCUAGUACUACUUUGGCGUAUGGGUAACACCUAUCCUUCAUUACCUCGCAUCAGACUUUCCAUAAGGAACAGCGAUGGUUACUUGGAGAAGGUGGCUCAUGGCGAGCUAAGGGAUGAGGUAUAUUGCCAAUUGAUGAAGCAGCUCAACGGGAAUCCCAACGGCAUACGGAAAGCGUCUUCAAAGGCUGGCAAUACCCUAUGUACUCCUUAUUGCUUUACCGCCCUCGAAGAGUUUCGAGACCUACCUGCGUUCCUUUAUGCAACAUCGAAUGGCUCAGCAAGAGGGCGGGUUGACGUGAUAAUUGCGAUCUCGAAGAAAGGACCACGCAUAAAGCCUCUGACGAUGGCAGAGAUCGAGACCGCGUCAGAUGCUGCUUUCAACCCAUCCACAUUCGGGGAACCGCUGGACGUGACGGUGCGCCUGCAGAGCGCAACUACCACACAAGCAGACUCCCAUCGUCUCCCGUUCCUCGCAGACGGAUCUCCGCUCUUGGGGCUGUGA